Messenger RNA from Acaulospora morrowiae, 702 nucleotides. Lineage: Eukaryota; Fungi; Glomeromycota; Glomeromycetes; Diversisporales; Acaulosporaceae. The record is from the annotation of a GenBank genome assembly.
AUGCAAAGCAAUUCACAACCUGUUGCGCUUUACAAUAAAGGUUUGACCGGUUAUUGGCACGAUGUUUGCGAGGAGAUGAAAAAUUCGGGAUGGUGUAUUAGACUUAUCGAAUCUACCCAAGGAACUCCUGGCGAUAUAACUCUCCCAAAACCAAAUAUCACGUUUCUCUGUUUCAACGAUGAACUUUGGAAUUCUUGUGAAUCUGAAAACGAUAUAAAUGAAUUCAUCGAAAACUUAUCCAACAGGAUCCAAAGGUCGAUUCAACGUCACCACAAAGCCAUCCUAUUGCUUCACAUUGAGAAUGAAGAUAUUCAAUUGUUAUAUGAAAUUCAAACACGACUUCUGGCAUUCUGCGUCAAUAUCAACAUUCUUCCCGUUCACAACCCGAAGGAGACGACGACCUUACUGCGUAUAUUUUACGAUGGAUUGCUUCCUGAAAAUAAGCCACAAAUUGCUCGACAUUUAGACAAUGUUAUUCACGAUAAGAAAAUGUGCGACCCAACAAAUUUAACAAGUACCAACAAAUGGAUUCAUCUCGUUACCCAAAUGUCAGCUGGAACCAGGAAGCUUCGAGUGCACGAUUGUUACGUUCUGCAAGAGGGUCUUCAAACGCUAUAUAAGAUGGCGACGGCUACUGAAUCACAAUUAUUGAAUUGUUCGUUGAAUACAGAAACUGCGCAUGACAUUUUUGAAAAGUUAUAA